Molecule: messenger RNA, 927 nt
Organism: Cladophialophora carrionii CBS 160.54
Lineage: Eukaryota; Fungi; Ascomycota; Eurotiomycetes; Chaetothyriales; Herpotrichiellaceae
Exons: 1
Coding region: 1-927 (308 amino acids)
Source: RefSeq, a predicted model, not a curated record
AUGCCAGAACUCAUAGUCCUCACGUGUGCCUCGGGCCGUCAAUGCAGCGCCAUCAUCCCUCACCUCUAUUCCAACCCACAAUACACGCUUCGACUCGUUGUCAACUCCCCGUCCUCUCGAGAACGUCUGUCCAAGCAAUGGCCAGAUGCCGAAGUCAUCCAAGCAGAUCUACACGUCCCAGACGAGUGCGCCAAGAUCGUGACUCGCGCCACGACCCUCCUCUACAUCGGGCCGCCUUUCCACCCGCACGAAGUCACCUUCGGGAUGAACAUGAUCGACGCCGCCGUGCGGGAAUCGAAAACCCAAGCCGCACCAUUCAGGCACUUUAUCUUCAGCUCGGCCCUCCACCCCGAGCUCACCAAGCUAGUGCACCACUCCCAGAAGGCCAGAAUCGAGGAAUAUCUCACCGAAUCCGGACUGCCGUACACCAUCCUGCAGCCUAGCACAUUUAUGGACAAUUUUCUUGGUCAGCUCAUUAACCGAGAGGAGUCCUCGAAGGCGGACCCCACGUUCAGAGCGCCGUUCAACCCGGACGUCCCUAUGUCGUUCUCCUGUCUGGCCGACCACGCCGACGUGGCCGUUAAGAUCGUCCAGGAACGGGACCCGCAUCUCUACGCUACGUACCAGCUUGCCAGCACCCUCCCCAUCACUCUGCGCGAGUAUGUCGCACAGGUUGGUGACGUGUUGGGCACGACGUUCGAGAUUCAACCACUACCAUUCGAGCAGGCGGGCAAGAUGUUCGUGGCUUUGACGUGGGGGCAAGGUCAGGAUGUAGGUCAGGAAUUCAAGGACGGGCCGGAGCGCAUGCUGUUGUACUACGAGAGUCGCGGGCUGUAUGGGAAUCCGGGCGUGAUGGGGUGGUUGUUGGGUAGGAGGCCGAACACGCCCGCGGACGUGGCGAGGUUGAAAAUGGAGGAGACGAAGUAA